CCCGGGCUGCACACAGUUACGCACUCCUUCACACUCCCUCACAACGGCCCCAGCCGCUCACCGGCUGUAGAAAAUGGUGAAAGAAACCACUUACUAUGAUGUUUUGGGGGUCAAACCCAAUGCCACCCAGGAAGAAUUAAAAAAGGCCUACAGAAAACUGGCCUUGAAGUACCACCCUGAUAAGAAUCCAAAUGAAGGAGAAAAGUUUAAACAGAUUUCUCAAGCUUAUGAAGUUCUCUCUGAUGCCAAGAAAAGGGAAUUAUAUGACAAAGGAGGAGAACAGGCAAUUAAGGAGGGUGGAGCAGGUGGUGGUUUUGGCUCCCCCAUGGACAUCUUUGAUAUGUUUUUUGGAGGAUGAGGAAGGAUGCAGAGAGAAAGGAGAGGUAAAAACGUUGUGCACCAGCUCUCAGUAACAUUAGAAGACUUAUAUAAUGGUGCAACAAGAAAACUGGCUCUGCAAAAGAAUGUGAUUUGUGACAAAUAUGAAGGCCGAGGUAGUAAGAAAGGAGCAGUAGAGUGCUGUCCCAACUGCCGAGGUACUGGAAUGCAAAUAAGAAUUCAUCAGAUAGGACCUGGAAUGGUUCAGCAAAUUCAGUCUGUGUGCAUGGAGUGCCAGGGCCAUGGGGAACGGAUCAGUCCUAAAGAUAGAUGUAAAAGCUGCAAUGGAAGGAAGAUAGUUUGAGAGAAGAAGAUUCUGGAAGUUCAUAUUGACAAAGGCAUGAAAGAUGGACAAAAGAUAACAUUCCAUGGUGAAGGAGACCAAGAGCCAGGACUGGAACCAGGAGAUAUUAUCAUUGUGUUAGAUCAGAAGGACCAUGCUGUUUUUACUCUACGAGAAGACCUUUUCAUGUGUAUGGACAUACAGCUGGUGGGAGCAUUAUGUGGCUUCCAGAAGCCAAUAUCUACUCUUGAUAAUCGAACCAUAGUCAUCACCUCUCAUCCAGGUCAGAUUGUCAAGCAUGGAGAUAUAAAGUGUGUGCUAAAUGAAGGUAUGCCAAUUUAUCGUACACCAUAUGAAAAGGGUCGCCUAAUCAUCGAGUUUAAGGUAAACUUUCCUGAAAAUGGCUUUCUGUCUCAUGACAAACUCUCUUUGCUGGAAAAACUCCUACCUGAGAGGAAGGAAGUGGAAGAGACUGAUGAGAUGGAUCAGGUAGAACUGGUGGACUUUGAUCCAAAUCAGGAAAGACGGCGCCAUUAUAAUGGAGAAGCAUAUGAGGAUGAUGAACAUCAUCCCAGAGGUGGUGUUCAGUGUCAAACCUCUUAAUGGGGCCAGUGAAUAACACUCACUGCAGGCAUUUCAUAUGCAGUAGUGAAUGAGUGAAGGACUAUAAUCAUAAUAUGCUCACUACUUGCUAUUGUUUUUGUUUUAAUAUUCAAUUAUAGUAGUGUUUUAAAAGUUAAAUGAAGAAUAAACGCAAAUAUAAAAGCUCUGACUUUGCCCUGUAUGUAUGAUGACUUUAGUGUGCAAGAAGUUGUUUAAUACCUGUAAAAACUACUUUUAAAAAAGUUCCCCUAGCAUCUGUUAGGCCCAUACCUUGUAAUUGAUUUCAGCUGUGUAUGUGGACAAACUUAGACUGAAAUACUAGGUAUAUGUGUUGAUUUCAGUGUAUGACCCUUCAUUGUUAAACUAUAAAAUUAAAACUCUGUAUUUAACUUGCAAUCAGAAAAAGAAAACUUAAUUUGUAGAGGA
Messenger RNA from Marmota monax (woodchuck), 1690 nucleotides. Its product is annotated as dnaJ homolog subfamily A member 1-like. Gene Ontology annotation, biological process: protein refolding. NCBI's taxonomy places the organism in Eukaryota, Metazoa, Chordata, Mammalia, Rodentia, Sciuridae. Gene Ontology annotation, molecular function: Hsp70 protein binding. The record is from RefSeq and is a predicted model, not a curated record. The transcript has a single exon. Gene Ontology annotation, cellular component: cytoplasm; cytosol.